Molecule: messenger RNA, 2759 nt
Organism: Nasonia vitripennis (jewel wasp)
Lineage: Eukaryota; Metazoa; Arthropoda; Insecta; Hymenoptera; Pteromalidae
Exons: 2
Coding region: 667-1224 (185 amino acids)
Source: RefSeq, a predicted model, not a curated record
UGAAUUUCUGCCGGUGGAGAGCACGGUGUGCUAGCACGCUGUGACCGCAAUGUGCCGGCACGUGCUGUCAUGCUGAUUAUCCCCGCCGAUAACAUGAUGUCGACGGAAUGACGGCACCGAGACUGCUCGGAAUGGGCCAUGCGUGACGUCCAGGUACCCCUGCUCCAUGACCCGGAAAUGACACGGCAUUGUGCUCAGCACAAUGCUGGCACGCGAUGUUAUCGGGGACGUCCCCAAGACAUCUUUCGUUGGAAUUUUCAACAAUUUUUUUUUCCUGCCAUCCGGGAAGUCAUAAUUUUGACAUUUUGGCGGCACAGCGUGCCAGCACGCCUGCUCACAUUGCGACGGCACGAAACUUUGUCAGAAUGACGGCCAUGUGUGCCGGCUUUAUGCCACCGGCACGAACGAAAGCACAAUGCCGUCAUUUCCGGGUCAUUUUCAUGGAGCAGGGGUACCUGGACGUCACGCGUGGCGUUAAAGCUGCUCGUUAAACUCGUAGUACCCAAUAUCCUGUAUGCAGGUUCGGGACUGCUCGUCGUACUCGCAGCAUCCAAUAUCGCUAUGCAAGUUCUAGACUGUCUCGACUACUCACCCUAUAAAAAGAAGUCGUAGAGCGGGGAACUGUCAUUAUUUGUCUAACUUGCCUGAGAGUAAGAGCUAAGAGAAAUGUUUUGUUCCUGUAGCCUACCUGACCAUCUUGAUGAUUCUCGUCUGCAGAGGGCUAGGACGAUGGAGCUACCUGUGACACCAUUUGCCUUAACACACGACGACGAGACCAUGGCUACGACGAGCUCGGAGGAAGGUUUUCCUCUCUCGUGGUCUCCCCUGGCGCACAGCUCUGCUCUGUCCGACACGAGCUUGGUGGCGGCGGCUUCCCUUCUGGAGAAGGCCCUGCUGGUGGGAGACUCAUUCCCCCGCCUCCCAUCGACGAAGAAGGAGGUACCGGGGAAGUGGGCUCUGCUGGAGCGCGACCUCUACCUCUCCAGCAACAGCGAUCUCGUGAUGCAAGAGUUGGCGAAGGUGUGCCCUCCUCGUCAGCAGAGCGUACCAUCGAGUGACGACGAGGAGAAAGAAAAUUCUCCCGUGCGCUCUCCGGUACCCUCUGCUGAUAAGAAGCGCGCAUCUCGUAAACGUUCCCCGGAAAGUCCCUGCGUACGCAAGGCCACCCGACCAUCGCAGGUGAUUGGCGCCAAGCGCCGCAGAUUAGAUUUUAAGGACUUUUAAUUGUAUUUUUUUUUUAAAUAAAAACAAUAAAAAAAAGGAAGUCGAAUGGAGAGGUAAUCUUGAUUGGCUGUCACAGGUGAGAGCGAUGGUAGGGGCUCUCAUCACUUCCUUAAAAAAAAGAAGAAAAAAAUGACCUUGAAUCCGAUAGUAUGCUUCCACCACUUACGUAACUUUGUUACAGUUUUUAUUAUUGUAAAAAAAGUGACGGGAGUCGGGCGCGAAUCUCGAACCUCCGACUUGCAAGUCCGACACUCUACCAUUUGAGUCACAGCCGACGAUGGAUUUUUCUAAUCGAUCUGUUAUAGUAAUUAGACGCCUGUGACGUGUCCUUAAGUAACAACUUUAAAAUUUUUUUUUAUUAAAUUAAUAAUGACCUUGAAUCCUAGAGCUUGCUUUUACCACUCAGAGAUAGCGCGAACUAGUUUAAUUUUUUUUUAGAGAGGUGAUGAGAGCCCCCACCUUCGCUCUCACCUGUGAGGUACUACCAACUUAUCGUCACUAAUGAGCCUCUUAUCACGAGUGGUGAGAAGCGCAUGCGCGACUCGUUUACCUCUCCGUUUAUCUCUCUUUUUUUUAACUUUAUUCAAUCAUAUUUUGUACAUCAUUGUAAUAGUUUCUGAGUGGUGACGAGGGGGCAAGACACUCGGUGCUCCAUCCACAGUCGACCUCGUCAAUACCUCGGUUGCUGAGUAGUCAUUGUUUCAUUAUCUUUGCGUUGUGCACGGCACAGAUCGGAACCCAGUUCGGUGUAUGAUGCGAGCAGACGGUGUUGGUAAUCGUGGCUUCCUGGAGCUUCUGCAGUGAAGGACGUCCUACUUCUUCCAGAUCGUAGAUGUUGUACGUCAUCGUCACUCCCAUCAACCACUUCUUCUUCUCUCGGCCCUUGACGUAGACUUUGCUCGCAUCUCGCAGCACGUUCUGGAUUGUGGUGGCGACCUCGUCGUAGCAGAUGUCACCCGAGCUCCAGGGUAUCCCGUGGUAGUUGUACUCCAACCAUCGAUUUUCGCUCUUGUACUUGGCAACUAAGUAGUCCCAGCUAGAUGGUGGCUGGAAGAGGUAGACAGACGGCAGAGAGCACGGCCACCUCCUUGAAUACAAAGUCGUUCACCGACCUCUUGAAGCCUUGUACGUCUACUACAAACUCCAUCUCGAUGGCAACUGAUUCGCUGCUCUAACCGCUUUUAUACCCUUCUCUGAGGCUUACCCCACCACGUCUGCUAUGGUGAGUCGAUGCAUGUUCGAUCGAUCGGCAGAACUUACUGAGACCCUGCGAGUCCAUGCAGGUCCUGGAGAAGCUGUUCUAACCUGUAGAUCUCUGCGAGCGUAGAUCAGAAUUUCUUUCAAGCCGAUGCUGGUUUGCCAAUAUCUGUUCGAACCUGUAGCACCUUUAGGUGUAUAUAAGGAGCCAGGGGUCCGAGAUUUCUUCAGUAUAAACAGUUUUUCGAGGAGUGAACAACUCUUCGGAAAACCUAGAGGAAAAACAGCCUACGAAGAAGAAGACACUCUUCAGGGUCACCAUGGCUUCUGUAGAGGAC